CUAACUCACCGGAGCAUGAACAAGAUCCCAAACCAAGCCUUUAUGUUGCUGGCCGAGUGACCAAAAGUCGACGGCAGCCGUGCCCUCUGUUGUUUUGGUCGCGUCUGCCCCUUUUCUUUUCCCUGCUUCCCCGUUUUAGCCCCGAGUGACCAGAGGCCGUAGAGCUCGCUCUCGCCGGGGGCCGCCGCCGGAGGAGAAGUAGAUGGAAGCCUCGGGUUCCGCGAUGGAGCUCAGUCCUGAGGAAGAGAGAAUCCUCAUCAGAGACAUCACCAUCGCCGCCGAAUCCCUCGCCAAGGAGGGCGACACCUUCUUCCUCAUCAGCCAAAGGUGGUGGCAGCAAUGGCUUGAUUAUGUUAACCAAGAUAUGACUAGCAGCUCAGUUAAUGGCUCAUCUUCAUAUGGUGCUCAUCAUCAUGACUCAGCUUCUUCAAGUGCUAAGAGACCUUCAGCUAUUGACAAUUCUGAUUUAAUAUAUGAUGCAACAUCUAAAGGAUCAAAUGUUGAAAUUGAACUUCAUGACACUCUAGUAGAAGGACGUGAUUAUAUAUUGCUUCCUCAACAAAUUUGGGAAAAGUUGCAUGGCUGGUAUGGAGGUGGUCCAACACUGCCACGGAAAGCCAUAAAUACAGGUUUAUCUCAGACUGAUUUGGCCAUAGAAGUCUAUCCCCUACGUCUUCGGUUAACUUUAAUGCCAAAAGGAGAGAGAGCAAUAAUUAGGAUAAGCAAGAAGGAAACUGUUGGUGAACUUCAUAAAAAGGCUUGUGAGGUUUUUGAUUUAAUUGUAGACCAAGUUUGUAUCUGGGACUAUUAUGGUGAACAGAAACAUGCUUUGAUGGACAACAUGGAUAAAACUCUUGAUGAUGCAAAUAUUCAGAUGGACCAGGAUAUUUUGGUGGAGGUUUUCACUGAUGGAAAUGGUACUGCUGAUGUUGGAUGCACGAUUCCUCUACAGGAAAAUGGAUACACUGAGAAAUAUUCAACUUCUGUCAUUGUGGAGCCUUCUCAAUCAAGUUUAUCAGCUGCUGAUGGCUUGUCCACAAACAAUUAUGCUUCCAGAAGCUGCAGUUCGGAGUUCUCACAAAGCCAAUAUUUGGCUUCCCCAAGUAAUGACUUGGAUAAUUUGCAUGGAACAAACAACAUUAAUACCAGAACAGCUCCUUUGGGUCUUACAGGGCUGUUGAAUCUUGGAAAUACUUGCUUUAUGAACAGUGCAAUACAAUGCCUUGUCCAUACACCAGAAUUUGCGAGAUACUUCCGUGAAGAUUACAGGCAAGAAAUAAAUUGGCAGAACCCUUUAGGCAUGGUUGGUGAGCUUGCUUUAGCUUUUGGGGAGUUACUAAGAAAACUUUGGGCCCCUGGGCGUACUCCUGUUUCCCCUCGACCAUUUAAAACAAAACUUGCUCGUUUUGCACCCCAAUUCAGUGGAAAUAAUCAACAUGACUCUCAGGAACUUUUGGCAUUUUUGUUGGAUGGACUUCAUGAGGACCUGAAUCGUGUGAAGCAUAAACCUUAUAUUAAAUCCAAGGAUACAGAUGGACGACCAGAUGAAGAGGUCGCUGAUGAGUAUUGGGCAAACCACAUUGCUCGAAAUGAUUCUAUCAUUGUUGACGUAUGCCAGGGGCAAUACAAAUCCACUCUGGUCUGUCCUGUUUGUGGAAAAGUUUCUGUGACUUUUGAUCCAUUUAUGUACCUCUCGUUGCCUUUACAAUCUGCUUCCACUCGGACUAUGACUGUCAUGGUUUUCACUAGUGAUGGUAGUGCUCUUCCAACAACUUGUACUGUAAAUGUACCAAAGCAUGGUCGGUGCCGGGACUUAAUCCAAGCUUUAAGCAAUGCUUGCUCCUUAAAGAAUGGGGAGAAACUUCUACUUGCCGAGAUACGUGGCCACAUGAUCAAUCAACUUCUGGAAGAUCCUCUAACGCUGCUAUCAACCAUCAAAGAUGAUGAUCGCCUUGUAGCUUAUAAGAUCCUAAAUGUUGUGAAGAACACUAUUUAUCUUCAGUUUGUACAUCGUCGUGAAGUGGGACCUGGAAAUAUCAACAGCUCAGUGGCCUGGGAAUUCUAUGGAAUACCUUUGCUUGCAUCAAUCUCACGAGAUGAAAUUGUGACAGGUGCUGCUAUACAAGAGAUACUUCAGAUAAUGCUUGCCCCUAUGCUAGGAAGUGAGGAAUUACAGCCUUUAAGCAUGUCAGGUUCCAGCAUGAAUGCAGCAUCACACAAUCAUCAAGACACAGCCAAUAAAGCAUGCUUAGAUUCUGAUGAGAGUCAGUUGAAGGAUCAAGAACUGAACUGUAAAUCAGAAUCAAGCCACAAAAUGCACCUUCAAUUGGUUGAUGAAAAUAAUGCACAGGUUGACUUGUCAUCGGUAGAAAAUCCUAUUAUGAUGCCUGGGUCAUCAAUAGUUUUGUUUAUUAACUGGUCAAAAAAGGAUCUCAAGAAGUAUGAUACACAUCACUUUGAGAAUCAUCCAGAAGUGUUCAAGUAUGUUCCUGCACCAAAGAGGACUCGUGGUGAACCUCUCUCACUAUAUGCAUGUUUGGAUGCUUUCUUGAGAGAAGAACCACUAGUGCCUGAAGAUAUGUGGUACUGCCCAAGGUGCAAGGAGCAACGACAAGCCAGCAAAAAGUUGGACCUCUGGAGGCUUCCUGAGGUUUUGGUUAUUCAUCUGAAAAGGUUCUCCUUCAGCCGGUCGACAAAGCAUAAGCUGGAAACUUUUGUUAAUUUCCCCAUUCAUGACCUCGAUUUGACGAAUUAUGUGGCACACAAGAAAGGCUCUCAGCGCCAGAUAUAUGAACUUUAUGCCUUAAGUAACCACUAUGGCAGCAUGGCGAGCGGGCAUUACACUGCACACAUAAAGCUUCUAGAUGAAAAUAGAUGGUACAAUUUUGAUGAUAGCCAUAUUUCACCUAUCAAUGAGGAGGAAGUGAAAUCUGCUGCAGCCUAUGUGCUCUUCUAUAGGAGAACUAAAGGAGAAGAUGCGUCGACAAGCAUUGGUGCUGAAUCAUAUGCAAACAAAAAUCACAGUUUAAGCAGAAGAUGAUUUUGGCUGCUACGGGUUAUGUGCUACCGCAUGCAUGCUUCCACAGUGAAGAGCAGAUAGUAGGUAGCAAAUAUGCGACGGAAUCGUCAUGUAUGAUUAUUCAAGACUUAUGUUUCAUUGAUAUCUUUAUGGUGCUCCAGCCUCAGGACUUUUGGGAGGAUUAUGCUCUAUAAUUUUUGUACAUGCGCUUUAUGUAGUCCACCAAAAAUGAACCACUUUGCGAUGGUGUAACUCAUAAGUUAAAUGGGAAAAAAAUCAGUUUACCUUA
This is a messenger RNA of Musa acuminata subsp. malaccensis (wild Malaysian banana), 3308 nucleotides long. Its product is annotated as ubiquitin carboxyl-terminal hydrolase 5. Gene Ontology annotation, biological process: protein deubiquitination. Gene Ontology annotation, molecular function: cysteine-type deubiquitinase activity. The record is from RefSeq and is a predicted model, not a curated record. Lineage: Eukaryota; Viridiplantae; Streptophyta; Magnoliopsida; Zingiberales; Musaceae.